UCGCAGAUCAAUUUCUUUUGAGGACGAUUUUAUGAAACAUCAAAUGCAAACAGAUAUCCGAUCAUAAUGGUAUCUCGACAACGGUCGUUCUUUAUUCGAGACAUCCUAGGUGGACAAGAAAGUGACUUAAAUGCAUCAGGUGAACAUAGACAAAUGACCCCGUGCUCCGGCAUGCCAAGUGCAGAAGGAGUUGGUCCUGCAGACCAAUCGGAAAUAUCAUCCACAACAAAUGGCGACUCUUCAAGUGAUCCAGUUACCCAGAGUCGCUAUUCAGCGCUGCCAUCUACCGAGCAGUCAAAGAAUGAAUCUAGAGUGAAUGCAUUAAGCAACAUUCCUAGUUCUGUCCAUUCGUCUCAAAGCACAGCCUCUCCUGUAAUUACAAAGAGUGAAAGUAAAAUUGAUGGAAAAAAUAAAAAGCCAAGAAGACGUCGAACGGCUUUCACGCAGUCGCAGUUGGCUUUCUUAGAGCGGAAAUUCAGGUGUCAAAAAUACCUUAGUGUGACAGACAGAAGUAAUGUAGCAGAAGCUCUAAACCUGACAGAAACACAAGUGAAGACCUGGUACCAGAAUCGAAGGACGAAGUGGAAAAGACAACACAACGUGAAACUUGACCAUCUGCGACAGCAUUCUACGUCAGAAACCGACCUGCCACCUAGUAUCGCUGCGGAUCCCCAUUCCUUUCAGGCGGCAUACUAUAACACGUGUAUUUUUCCACUUUCUGAUUCACCGGGAGCUAGCGCGUGUAUAUUCCCUCCGGAACUUGUUAGAAACUUUUAUUUGCAGAGUUUUUAA
Molecule: messenger RNA, 792 nt
Organism: Limulus polyphemus (Atlantic horseshoe crab)
Lineage: Eukaryota; Metazoa; Arthropoda; Merostomata; Xiphosura; Limulidae
Product: barH-like 2 homeobox protein
Exons: 3
Coding region: 67-792 (241 amino acids)
Biological process (GO): cell differentiation; regulation of transcription by RNA polymerase II
Cellular component (GO): nucleus
Molecular function (GO): DNA-binding transcription factor activity, RNA polymerase II-specific; RNA polymerase II cis-regulatory region sequence-specific DNA binding
Source: RefSeq, a predicted model, not a curated record